AUGUCAAGCUUUGCAGUAAUUCGCUCCUCUAAAGGACUGAUUGAUGGUUUCACACAAAAUACUCAUGUCACUUGGAAUAGGAGUUUGGUCAAUGCGACGAAAACUCCGUGGCCAAACUCCAGUCUUGAGAACGUUUGCAACAGAACGGAAACGGAAGUCGAAAUCCUUUUUCUGCAACCGCUUCUUGAAUCGCAUUUCUCACUGGCGAUUCUUUACAUUUUGAUUAUGUCCUUGCUGUUGACGGUGGGAACAUUCGGAAACAUCUUGAUCAUUUUGGUCAGUACUUUUAACAAAGCUUUCAACAAAAUAGGCAAAGCGUUCAUGGUGAAUCUUGCUAUGGCGGACUUGUGUGUUGCAGGAUUAGCAGAUCCGAUGUGUAUACUUGGAGUGGUAAAAGGGCAGGCGUUUUUUGAUGACAAGUUAGAGCUGUGCCACUUCAUUGCCAGUAUGUGCCUAACUGCCUGUUUCUGUGCCUUUCUGAGCCUUACCAUGCUGACGAUCAACCGAUGUUUCUACGUCUGCCACAACAAUGUAUACCAGAAACUCUACACACGUGUUACGACUGCCAUCAUGUGCAUCUCCUGCUGGGUUGUUGCUUUCCUUUUUGAAUUUCCCAAUUUCGUUGGCUGGGGGGCUCACACUUUUGACGAGAAAAACCAUCAGUGCAUUUGGGAUAGAACAGCUUCAGCGUCCUACUCUCUUUUCGUAUCAGUCUGUCUGAUUGGUUCGCCAUUGGUCAUCAUGGGCAUCUGCAACAUUCGAAUCUUUUUCGAGAUUUGGAAGAAAAAGAAAAACAUAUAUAAGCUCGAUAGUGAUGGGAAUUUCCCGUCUUUGAAAGCAUGGAAUGAGACAAUUCGCACUUCUAAGACCCUCCUCGUUAUCUUCACCCUGUUUCUGCUGUGCUGGACGCCCUAUGCCAUUGUCAUUGCGAUUGAUAUUGAGGAUCGACUAUCGAUGGAAGUUCACCUCUUCGUAACGAUGGUAGCACACACACAUUCCAGUUUGAACUGUGUCGUCUAUAUCGUAAGCAAUCAGAGAUUCCGAAGAUCUGUUAUUGGGUUUCUCGGCUGCAGCUGCAAGCAUAUCAAAAGACCAGUCUCAAAUUCUUCUGAGUCCAUGUACCGAAAAACCAUCGGCACGGUUGUUAGCUCCAUAUCAACAUAGGUCAUUGAGGUCACAGACUGACCAAUUUCCCACACGUUCUCGGUUUCUCUUAUACUGGUCAGUACAAUGCCCCAUUACUUUACCAAAGAUAGCAUUGAAGAAAUAAGUUCUCCUGAUAUUUAUAUAUAUAGGACGUUGAUUUCGUUUUGUUUCCAUAUCUGAAAAAAGACAGUAACAUCGUGAAUGAAAAACGGCAUGACAGAAAAUCCUCGAGUGAUUUCGAUUUGUCGAAUUUUGAUCAAGUAUCCGCAGAUACUGUAAACAUUCCUGUGUUAGCGUCUAUCUUAUUUUAGCGCCGAAAGUAUUGCACUAGAAUCUGACCUCGCUAAAAGGAAUUUUUUCUGAAUAUUGUUCGUAUAGCAAUUAUUGUGGAUAAGCUAAAAUGACCAAAAUUGAUAAUGCGCCAAAAUUUGAUUUUGCCAUUUCCAACUUUUGGAAAAAAAAAUGUCAGAUAUCCAUGUGUGAUCAUCCUUAGUUUGGUGUAUCAAUUUUGUGAAUAUAAUUCUAUAAAUAUACUGCAAGUCCAUUAGAUUAAAUUUUUCUGAAGCCUGGAAUCAUGAUAAACACCUGUGACUAGGGUAACUGUUAAAACCAAUGUAAGGUUUCAACUUCAUAGGUUGGAUACCUUCACAGCAGAUGUACAACCCUAACUUUACAUAUUUGCACAUCCUUACACACACGCACUCUUGCACAUAUGUAUAUGUUUUAAGUAGAACAUAGACAACGGAAGCACUAGUGGACAAAAUUGUUUUAGUAAUGUUGAUUUUAAUCAUUGUGAUGAUAUAUCGGUGUGCUCUGUGUAAUGGAAGAAUUUGAAUUCACAAAAUAUUUGUUAAAACAAAAAUCAAGGAAUCAGUUUAUAUGGGACCAAUGUCGAGCUCUGAUAGAGUGUGCUAAUCUGCGGAAGAAUAUGUUUCCAAUAGCGAGCAAGAUGUUGUCAACUGAGAGAAAAAUCUUAACAAAAGGUUUCGAAAGAUUCAGGUUGGUAAGAAAUCCUUGUUCUCAUUUGAGAUCGUGAAAUCACGUACUUGUAUUGACCAGUAUUAAUAUGAUGAGUGUCGUCAAUGAAGCAGAAUGAAGCAGAAGAUGCUUACUCUUCCGAAGCACCUGGUCUUAUUCUUGUACUUUUUCAAGAGUUUCCGUGUAAAUUUUUCUUUUGCAGGACUAAUGGUUUCUGAAGAUCAAAAAUAAAAUAAAAACGAGAAAUGUUUAGCUUUUUCAUAGUGAAAAAAGACACUUUCUGAUAUUCUUCUCAGCAUUGAAUUAGGUGAACUCAAAAUGAAAGAGACUUACUGUAGGAUACUAUUUGCGUCAGUGACGAAAAUCGUACUUGCUAUCUAAAUCCAGAUACACCGGACAUUGUC
Ylistrum balloti is the source of this 2528-nucleotide messenger RNA. Its product is annotated as melatonin receptor type 1B-A-like. Bases 1 to 1164 code for a protein of 387 amino acids. Gene Ontology annotation, biological process: G protein-coupled receptor signaling pathway. Gene Ontology annotation, cellular component: membrane. Lineage: Eukaryota; Metazoa; Mollusca; Bivalvia; Pectinida; Pectinidae. The record is from RefSeq and is a predicted model, not a curated record. Gene Ontology annotation, molecular function: G protein-coupled receptor activity. The transcript has 3 exons.